AUGAUAUCCACAACAAUAAGGAACAGAAUACACAAAAUAAUCUCGGGCAACAAUCUCAUCCUGGAAAAUGAAGAUAACCAAACCAACCUGAAAAAUAUUGUUAACAACUGUACGUUGAUAGAAAAUGCUUUGCGCAAAGAAUUCUUGGAGUUCAGACGGCUGCCCAGGAACAAACUAAACGCCCUGAUUAUCGACGUGUUGAAAAAAACGUUUGAAGGGGAUGGCGUCUCCUCCAAGGGGGGAAGCAUUUAUGGGAACGAAUUCCAGGGAAGUUACGGGGAGGGGCAACAGGACGGUCAGCAUAACUAUGACGAUCAGGACAGCCAUCAUGGUGAUGAUAAGUGGCAACCCGGUGAGAAAGACGAAGGGCCGUGUCCCACCAAGGGGAAAAAAAAAAAAAAAAAAAGGAUGAACAGCUGUCCCAAGAUGGAAGUAAAAAAGUCAAGGGUACCUUAUUAA
Plasmodium fragile is the source of this 459-nucleotide messenger RNA. RefSeq lists its product as uncharacterized. The transcript has a single exon. The record is from RefSeq and is a predicted model, not a curated record. The coding region runs from base 1 to 459 and encodes 152 amino acids. Lineage: Eukaryota; Apicomplexa; Aconoidasida; Haemosporida; Plasmodiidae.